Messenger RNA from Haliotis rufescens (red abalone), 2192 nucleotides. RefSeq names its product tripartite motif-containing protein 2-like. Gene Ontology annotation, molecular function: zinc ion binding; protein binding. The coding region runs from base 24 to 1964 and encodes 646 amino acids. The transcript is spliced from 3 exons. The record is from RefSeq and is a predicted model, not a curated record. Lineage: Eukaryota; Metazoa; Mollusca; Gastropoda; Lepetellida; Haliotidae.
AGGGACGUCAGGUGACACCGAGGAUGGCGACCUCCCAGAAGCUGAGAGAACACUUCCUGACAUGUACAAUCUGUACAGAGGUGUUUGUCAAUCCCUGUACACUUGUGUGUUAUCACACCUUCUGUCGGAAAUGUGUCGUCAACUACACCAAAACAAGACCAGAAGCCAUUAGCGCCAAGUCUCUCAUCUGCCCAUUCUGCAGCAAGUUGACGAAAGUACCUGAGCCUGAGAGACCAGUGGAGGAGUGGGCGCAUGACGUCAAGCCUAGCUUUGUCAUGCAGGGUCUCUUGGAUUCGUUUGGUCCAGCAUCUAAAGAUACAACCUACUGUGCGUACUGUAAAGAGGACGGGGAGACAACUCCAGCUGCUGUUUGGUGCUCGGUCUGUGAUGACGCACUCUGUGAGAAAUGUGUCAGGGUACACAGUCGCAUCCCAUCUACUCGUCACCAUGACGUCACUGACCUGUGUGGGGAGGUCAAGGUCCAAAGAAUGCGUAAAGUGAUGUGUGACGAACACAAACAGGAAUGCAUAGAAUUUGUAUGUAAGGAUUGCAGGAAGGCGGUGUGUCACAAAUGUUGCACCUUACAUCACAGAAAAUGUGAUUUAGUUGUCACAAUCGAAUCAGAGAUAUUGCCAAUGAAAACAGAACUGACGAAGAAGAAAGAGACUUUAUCAAAGAAGCAAGAAGACACGAAAGCCAAAACGGAUGAAUUGAAAUCGAUAUUAAAUAAAGAAGCAUCUCGAUAUGCACAAAUGGAGGAAGACAUCAUGUCUAUAACACAGAAAGCCAUAGAGCAGAUCAAGCUUAAGGAAAGAAAACUUCUGGAUGAUCUGAAAGAAAUGUCAGACAGACACAUUGGACAAUUGAAAGCACACAUUAAGUCAAGAGAGUUGUCACAGGAGAUGUGCCAACAAGAGGCUGAGUUAAUAGACCAGGCUCUACAAUCUGAGUGUGACAUGGAUGUGUAUGAGAUGCAUCGGGGAUAUGAGGCAGGUGAUGUGGAGGCUGUCGGAGAGUUGGGUCUGGCAGAAAGAGAUAGAAUAGCCAGAGUCACAUUCAGACAUGACAUGGAGAAGCUGAGUAAAACACUGGGCGAGCUACAGCUGGGCGAGUUAGACGUCCUGUAUGAAGGUGUAGUGGACCUGAAGGGUGAUCCUGUGUUACAAGACACCAUUAACGUAAGAAUAGCAGGAGACAGAUAUGCAGCAUGGGUCGGUGACGUGACAGUGAUUGAAGUGGAUGGUACAGAUACAGUAGUAGUCACAGACAUCAACAACAACAGUGUGAAGUCCUUCUACACCAGGAACAAUCAGCUUUGUCACAGUAGGCUCAGUCUGAGCAGAAGCCCCCACAGUUUGUCCAAGCUGAUACAAAAUCAGCUGGCUGUCACCGUGCCAGGUAUGAAACAGAUUGUAACAGUGGAAGCCAACCCUGACCUGGAGCUGCUGUCAACCAUCACAACCAGCAAACAGUACUGGGGUUUAACAUAUCUGACUCCGUCAACACUAGCAGCAAGUUCUCAGUCUCCUCCCUGUGUAGAUAUCCUAGAUGUGACAGGAACCGUGUUGAGGUCAUUCAGUCCACUCCACAAUGGUAACAACAUGUUAAAGUAUCCCACCUACCUUUGUACCACGAGAACAGGAAACAUUUUGGUGACUGACCAGGGAUCCAAGUGUGUGGUGUGUGUGACCCCCGGAGGAGAUGUGGUGUUCACCUUCAGACCUACUGGAGUCAAAGCACCGGAGAAUCCACGUGGUGUCACGAGUACCAGCACAGGUGACAUCCUGGUUACAGACGUCUCUCUACACAGAGUCAUCCAUUUGACUGAGUCAGGACAGUUUGUUAGAAACAUACUGACUUCUGAGGACGGUAUUGAAGAACCAAUAGGGGUUGAUGUAGAUGGUCGUCGGCGGAUGUAUGUUGGUCUGUAUUAUCAAGGUGUUGUGAUGACGUACAUGAGUUGACAGUGAACAUGGCAAAUGCUUAUCAACCUUGAAUCGUGCGGAUGGACUAAAUGCAAACUAAACAUGAGUGUAAUGAGAAUUAUAAAACAUUGCUCCAUCAUUAAAAAAACAUAAAACCUUCCACACGUAGGUGUUGUUUGAUUGCCAUUGCUUCUGUAAUUGUUCUCUACUGAAAUUCCGGGAUACAAUUUAUUUCCGGCAACAUAUGUUUGUCCUCAUAGGCAGCUG